AUGCCUGAGCCAAGGACAAUUCGCUGGGGAAUCCUCGCAACCGGAGGCAUCGCCAAAGCCUUCGGCCGAGAUCUCUCAGUCGACCCCAAUACGCGGUCAGCUUCUGACAUUCGUCACGAACUUGUCGCGGCCGCAUCUUCAACCUCAAAGUCUAGAGCGGAAGAGUUCCUGCGGCACUGCGAUGCUCCAUCUCACGCCAAGGCCUACGGCUCCUAUGCCGAGCUCGUUCAGGACCCUGAUGUUGAAAUCAUCUAUAUUGCCACACCUCACUCUCACCAUUAUCGGAACGCCAUGCUUUGUCUUGAAGCCGGCAAGAACGUGCUCUGCGAGAAGGCAUUUACUGUGAACGCCAAGCAAGCCAGGAAGCUCGCUGAAAAGGCCCGAGAGAAGAACUUGCUCCUGAUGGAAGGGCUCUGGAGUCGAUACUUUCCCCUCUCCCUCUACGUCCGCGAGGUUAUCGAGUCUGGAAAAAUUGGCCCUGUUGAAAGGGUGUUGGCCGAACAUAGUCUGCCGUACGCGGGUGGUUUUGAGGACGAUUCCCACAUCAUGGUCAAUCCUGAUCUUGCCGGUGGGAUUCUGCUCGAUGGAGGCAUCUACAGCCUGACUUGGGUAUUCCAGUCUCUGUACAGCCUUCAGCCAGCAUCUUCUAGAAGUCUCCCGACUAUCAAAAGUGCUGUUGCCAAGUACAGCCGGACUGGUGUUGACGCAAUGACUACGAUCCUUCUCGAGUUCCCUCGGUCUGAGGAGCAGGGUGGAAUCGCACACGCGGUCGCCUCAACCUCUUUGGGUUUGUCCAAUGAUGCCAUCGCUCAGAGGCAAGGCGCAGUUGUGCCCAAUAUCCGCCUUCAGGGAUAG
Fusarium falciforme is the source of this 855-nucleotide messenger RNA. Its product is annotated as GFO-IDH-MocA domain-containing protein. The record is from RefSeq and is a predicted model, not a curated record. The transcript is spliced from 2 exons. NCBI's taxonomy places the organism in Eukaryota, Fungi, Ascomycota, Sordariomycetes, Hypocreales, Nectriaceae. Bases 1 to 855 code for a protein of 284 amino acids. Gene Ontology annotation, molecular function: nucleotide binding.